AUGCCUUCCAUCUCUACUAUCAUCUUUGGCCCCACCGGCCACGUCGGCUCUGCCGCAGCACUUUUCGCGCAACAACACGGUGCAAAAGUGACCCUUGCUCUGCGUGACACCGAAAAGCUCGUUCCAGGCCUCACUUUGGAGCAGGAAAAGGCAGCGGGCUUCGAAAGGGUCCAAGCUGAUCUCACCAAUCCUGAAACGGUUCAUGCUGCCGUCCGAACGACUGGAGCCAAGCGGGCCUUCAUAUACCUUGUGCACGGCACAACAGACCACAUGAGGCAAACUAUCAAAGCUCUAAAGGCCUCUGGUAUUGAGCUUGUUGUCUUUCUGAGCAGCAUUAGCGUUCACGGUGACAUUAGAAACAUAACGCCGACAGACUUCAUCGCGUACGCCCAUGCACAGGUCGAGGUCAACCUUGACGAAGUCUUUGGCAGUGACGGCUACAUAGCGAUUCGGCCGGCAUAUUUUAGCACCAAUGCGUGUUGGUGGGCGGGUAUGAUUCGCGAAGGAGAGGUGAAAAUCGUGUAUCCCGAUUCUAAACUCGACUGGAUUUCGCCCGAAGACAUUGGUAGGGUGGCCGGAACGCUGCUUGUCAAAGGGAUGCAGACGAGCGAAGGUGCCGAAGAACGCAACUCGAUCUCUCUCUGUGGACCAAAGCUGGUAUCCCAGAGAGACGCCGUGGGCAUAUUUGGCAAGGCGCUUGGCAAAGAUAUCAAGGUCACCGAAUUGGAUGAGAAGGAAGGGGUGGAAAACCUGUUGAAGAUUGGUAUACCAGAGUUUGUGGCUGGGAGGUUGGUUCAGUCGUUGAGGCCGAAGAGUAUGCGCGGUGAUGAAUUUGACCCGUUCGAAGGAGAGACGUACGAACAGGCAGCCACUAAUCUUCGAAAGUACGCGGGCCGGGCCUCAAGCUUGGAAGAGUGGACCGAGACAAACAAGGAGGUUUUCAUUUCCUAG
Molecule: messenger RNA, 951 nt
Organism: Penicillium argentinense
Lineage: Eukaryota; Fungi; Ascomycota; Eurotiomycetes; Eurotiales; Aspergillaceae
Exons: 1
Coding region: 1-951 (316 amino acids)
Source: RefSeq, a predicted model, not a curated record